AUGAGCUCGAAAGUAUUCCUUUGCCAACAUCAGGUGGCACUGGGACUGCACCACCAGCUGUUUGUGCGAGACAACUCCACAAGGUUAAACGGAGUCAAAGGAGCCUUUGCAAACGUCCUCUUCGGGCUGAAGGAAGUCAUGAAGCGACGGCCGGACCUGAAGCUGGUGGUGAUGUCCGCCACGAUGGAGGCGCAGAAGAUGCAGGGCUACUUCGACAUCGUUCAUGCCUCCGUGGGACCUCCUGGUGGUGGCCGCAAGGAGAUCUCGGCGCUUGAAGAGGACUUCGUCACUGUGCAGUUUGGCGAUGAGAAUGCUGCAUCAACCCUGAGACGACGGGGGCCUUUUUGGCCAGCUGUUCGGCGAAAUCGCUCACAGUGCCUCUUGGGCCACAGCGUGGCCAUCAAGGCGGCAGCGGUGCUUCAGGGCUAA
Molecule: messenger RNA, 429 nt
Organism: Effrenium voratum
Lineage: Eukaryota; Dinophyceae; Suessiales; Symbiodiniaceae
Source: the annotation of a GenBank genome assembly